Messenger RNA from Diabrotica balteata, 1215 nucleotides. The record is from the annotation of a GenBank genome assembly. NCBI's taxonomy places the organism in Eukaryota, Metazoa, Arthropoda, Insecta, Coleoptera, Chrysomelidae.
AUGUCUAAACGAGGUUAUAAACGAUGGAGACAAGCAGAAGAAGAAGAUGCAGCCCAAGUUUUCAAGGAAUUUAUAGAAACUUUUCAAAGUUCUGCUUCAGUUGCAAAUCAAGUAUUUGUCAAAUCCGGUGUUCUGUAUUCUGAUAAAGAAGAAAAAGGUGAGGGAACUACAGGGCAAAUUUAUAAACCAACCCCUUUAAUUCAAACCCAAGAUGUCGAAACAAAUACAGCAAUUGAAUGUGCUAGAAUUCUCAAAGAGGUUGUACCUACAAAAAAUAAAAAACAAGAAAAGCCGAAGUCAAAUUUGGAGGACUUAAAAGAAGAGUUGAUGUUAAAACAUUUAGCCAGAGAUCGAUUAAAAGUAGUUGUUAAUCAAGAUGAAACUUAUAAACCAAUAGAAAAUGAAGAACAAAUUUCAACCAACUUGUUUUUACCGGACGUGCAUCCCAAAAUAACAGAUUACGAUCUCAUGAUGGAAUUUGGAGCCUAUGGACCCUUAGCAAGUGUUAAAAUAUACGUUGAAAGAGACGGCAAUAAACCGAACCAAAAACGGGGAUUUGUGGCCUUCAUGAGCAGAAAGGAUGCCGAACGAGCAUUAGAAGCAAAUAAAGAUCGACGAGACUUAUCAGUUCGCUGGGGUAAACCUGUAGAGCUUCCCACCCAUCCUAUUUAUAUACCAGAAUCUUUAUUAAAGUUGUAUCAACCUCCACUAUCAUCUGGAUUGCCGUUUAAUGCCCAACCACCAGCUGGUUUUAUAAAACCUAUCAGUGAGAUGAGUAAAGAAGAGUUCGAUACACUAUUAUAUAAUUCUUAUGUCAAAGUAACAUACCCAAUGAAUAAAAAAGAGCUUAUGCUGAUUCAUAGAAUGGUAGAAUUUAUAGUAAGAGAAGGUCCAGAGUUUGAAGCUAUGGUUAUGAAUAAAGAAAUCAACAAUCCAGCCUACAAUUUCCUCUUUGAUAACUAUUCUUCAGCUCAUCUGUACUAUCGUUGGAAAGUUUACUCAAUAUUACAUGGAGAUUCUCCCACUAAUUGGCCAACAAAGAAGUUUAGAAUGUUUAAGGGUGGUUCUAUUUGGUGUCCUCCCAUAAUUCCCUCAUACAGUGAUGGCAUGCCAGAUCAAUUGACUAAGAAAACAACAGAGCAGGAGUUAGUGGAGGAUCAGUGCAACAAAUUAAUCAAACUUAUUCAAAAGUUAUCUCCGAGAAAAAUAAAAUAG